AUGGGACGAGUGCUACUGAAAACUAAUUGUCAAAGCACACAUCGGACUUCAACAUUGCGUAAAACAAACGACGGCGGAGUAUCGAAGCAGCUUACGGCUGCUGAGAAACGAAAAAGGAUGAUUGAAGCUGGUGCAAAAUAUGCAGCACAAAAUCGGAAAGUCAAGGCAGACUGUUCGACAGGAGCUCACUUCAUGAAAUUUAGCAUCAAGACGCGUCCACAGCCAGUUAUUAAAACUGAAUCAUGCAAAAAAACCAUAACGUCUUUGAAGCUACAGCACAUUUCGCCAAGAAAAAAUAAGCAAAUGGUUGAUCCAUCUAGUAGCCGUCAAUCGAUUUCCGAAAACAUUCUUAAUCGCUCAGAUAUAAAAAGCAAACCAAAAACUUAUUUUAUAAAAGCACCUCUGAAACCAAUCAAUGAAAUAUUUGAACGCGAUGAUGCCGCAUUGACAAGCAUUUUAAAUAGAUGUCCGCAAAAUUCAGUUUCUGGAAGAGCUUCCAUAUUUCGUGGACGCGAAAGACCAUCAUUGUUUCCAAAUGGCAUAAAUCCUUUGGAUACAGCUGCUGUGAAAUUUGCUAAACCUUUACCAUUGACAGCGUUAGCUGCCCGUUCGUUUUCUCUGGGAGUGAUACCUUCAACGAAAGUUGAUACUACGUCCAUUUUAGUUACACCAUCCUCGACUGUUAGGAUGUCAAAAAGAACACCAGCAAAAACUGUUAGGUUUGACGAAAGUAUCGAUUUUCGAAGUCCAAAAGUUGAUAGUAUAUCUUCUUCAGAAACCAAUGUUCUUGAAACUGAUAAACUAGCUUCUCUAGAAACUACAAAUGAAAUGAUUUUGGAUCUGAAAAUGAAAUUUGAUGACAUAUUAGAAAAGCUGAGAAAUUUGCCAGCGAGUGUUUUUACCAACUUGAAACAAGCAGUGUAUCAAAUUGCUUAUGAGAAAUCAAGAGAUGCUAACAGAACGUGUAAUGGGUAUCCAUUCAACCCACCGCUUAAUUCGACAGCGUUGUCAUUCUCAAAACCUGAAACGAAGGAAGUCUUGUUCAGUAGUUGUCGGUCAUCAUUGGAUUGCAUCGCCUCACGAACAAGACGAAAAGUUCGUGUGUCUCAGGAAUUCCCAUUAACAAUGGAAUCAUCUCAAGAAAAAAACAGCGAUCCUGUGUUUCGUCCAGAAAAUCUUGCUUAUAAAAACUGCGAAACCUCUAAAAUCAGCAAGAAUUCGAAAGAAAUGAAUCGAGUGUUCUCUAACAAAGUACAAUCAAUUGAAUCAACAGUGGAACUGCCAUGA
This is a messenger RNA of Acanthocheilonema viteae, 1287 nucleotides long. Lineage: Eukaryota; Metazoa; Nematoda; Chromadorea; Rhabditida; Onchocercidae. The record is from the annotation of a GenBank genome assembly.